This is a messenger RNA of Spodoptera littoralis (African cotton leafworm), 2208 nucleotides long. Lineage: Eukaryota; Metazoa; Arthropoda; Insecta; Lepidoptera; Noctuidae. The record is from the annotation of a GenBank genome assembly.
AUGUGCAAGUUAUUGGUGACACGCGAGCUAGAACGCGGCAGUGAUGAUGCGAAGUACUACCAGGAGGUAUUAGCUCCUCGUCAGCUCGCCAACUUCAGACCUUUCGACCUCGACGAGUGGUGGGCCCGUCGCCUCGUACAGAGCAUAAACCGCAACAAACACCGGUCUUAGUUCCCGAACAAAUUCGUUAGUGAACGACUUGAUAACUGUGCCCAUUGGAAGAAAAGCAAUCUAUAAUUUUAGCUUGGUAUAAUUAUCUAGACUUACCUAAGCGGCUCAAAAGAUGGGCAUUUUAUGUCCACGUUCCAUCGUAACUCAGUUGGCUAUCUUACAAAACCCGUUGGCACAUUCAAAAGGCCAAUAUUCAAACAGAAGCAUUUAAUUUUUACUUUUAAUUAUCAUAAAUCUGUGCAAUCGAAAAUUAAGUUGUAUUUAUAAGGUGUGAAAUUGAAUUAGGACAGUAAUAAUAAUCAUGAAUUUAAAAUUUUAAGGUUUUAUUGUGUUAUAUCCAUUCUGUCUCAAUACAAAAUGUAAUUCUGCGAAACUUUUCCGUAUUAUGCAAACUACAUAUAUUAUCGAUUCUUUAUGGUUGUUAUGCAUCGUCAAUUAAUAUUGCAAUAGUUAAGGCAUAAAAAUAUACAGUGGGUGUAGUAACGAGUCUUUCAUAUACAAAGUCUGUAGUGUCUCAUUGUACAGUCUUGAAAUACUCGUUCAAAGAGUUUAGAAGUAUUCUACAAGCAGAUUUUAACUAUAAACUAUCCGUAACCUUAGAUUGUAUAGACUGGAGACGACAUUUCCUGUGCCUCAAUUUUAUCUGUCAGAUUUCCCGCCAAUUUGUACGUCAAAACUCACCUCACUUUUUGAGGUUAUCCUAGCCAAAUGAUGUCCAUUUCAGCCCACAUGCAGGAUUUUCUUUGUGACUAGUUUUUGGCAUGUGGUUGUCUCCAGUAUAUUUUCUCGUAUUUCACGGUAAAUAGAUUUUUAUCUUCUACUCUGAGUAUUAGAUGCAGUUGUACUUAUAAUUAGAUUUUAAACUUAAUAAUCUUGUAGACUUAUGCAAUGCAAUAUUAUUUUUUAUACUACUACGUUAUUUACUACGUUAUAUUGGUUUUAUAUACCAUUGUUUUGUAGUUUUAGUAGUUCAGCUUAAUUUUGCAAUAUUGUAGCUAAUUUUGUUUUCAAUUUUAAUGCUUUUUUCUUGAGGAAGUAUGUAGCACUGCAUGGAUAGCCCAUAGAAACUGUAUAGCCUAUGGUUCUCUAUGGAUUGUUAGUACAACCUUUUUGCAAGCUGUAAGUAAUUUUUGCACAGAAUAAAAAUUAAAGUUUUAAUCCUAUCUCUUCUUCUAAUCUUCACUCGAAUUUUAGAUUAUCCUAAUGUUAUUAUCAUGGCAAUGAGACAUUACUGCCCCGAGAUUAUGUUUUACAUUUUUAGUUUCCCUUCGUUAUGUGAACUUUUAUUUCAAUCCUUCUAGUGUUGUAGAAAUAGUAACUUCAAGUAAUAUGAAAUAGCAAUAAGUAACUUUGUUAUUUACUUUCAUGUUUUAAGUAAAGUAGUACAUUAAUAAUCACAAUGCGACGAUACACAUAGGUACAUAAAAUGGAACGUAAUAUUAAUAAAAGGAACGAAUGAAAAGUAACCUUAUCUAUAAUCAUAUACAGUAUAAAGUACAUUGUAAACACGUUUUGUAAUAAAUUGUGAUAUAAAUUAUUUGUACGUUGUCGAAGCAAUAAUUGAAGUUGACAUGAAGGCGGGAAACAUUGUUUUUAAAAUGUUUUUCAAUGAAGUAGGUGAUGUUAGGUAUUGUAUUGUAAAUAAGUUAGUAUGAAUUUCUAUUUUUAUUUAAUAAUUGUAAGUAAAUGUGUCAUUGCGAAUUAGAAUUGGCUAGAAUAUUGUGUUUUAACAUAAACUGUUGACAUAAGUUUGGGUACACUGGCGUGCGUAUAAUGGGGGCAUUUAAAUAGCAUUUUUACAACUUUUUUUUAUGGCCGCCAGUGUGUUUGAGCUGUAGCUUUUAGAGAUUGACCUGACGUUAGAUCUGCCUCAGACGAUGGUUGUAAAGGGUGGAUUAGUCUGUAGGCUGUAUGAUCCUGUAAUAGUUCAUCUACAUUCCAUUCACGUAUGUACUUAGCGUUUCAAACUAUUGUAAAUACGUUAUAAGUGACGCAGUGCUGACAGAUUAUGGAUUUGAAUAAAUUUUUUCAAUAAAU